Clunio marinus is the source of this 1021-nucleotide messenger RNA. The record is from the annotation of a GenBank genome assembly. NCBI's taxonomy places the organism in Eukaryota, Metazoa, Arthropoda, Insecta, Diptera, Chironomidae.
GAAUAAAAAAUUAUAAGAAAAAUUUUUUGUAUUUCGAUUUGAAAGAUUUAAAGUGAAUUAAUUUGUUGAAUGGUGCAGGCGGCUGAGCUCGUAGUGCAACAUACAAAAAUAUUUAAAAGUUCUGAAUUGGAUUAAUUAAAAAAGUUAUUCUUUAAAAUGUUAAUUAAAGUGUUUGUUAUUCUAACAGUGUCGAUAGCAUUGACCAAAAGUGCCAAACUUCUUAGAACUCCAAAAGUUUACAACGCAAUUAUAACGACAGAUGAAAAUUUGACACCAUCACGUGCAUUUCCUUUGAUCCAACCUGUCAUUCAACCAACAAUUCCUGUUCUCAGUCCUUUUUAUCCAGCAAAUGUGUUCGAACCAUUUCAUCCAAAUAACGUUGUGAGUGAGAGAAGAGAAUUUAAGGUCACUGAACCUGAAGAGUUAAAAUCUCUUGAAGCCGAGAAAGCAGUUGAAAAGUCAUCAAACAACGAAGCACAUAAAACUGAAGAAACUCGAAGCAAUUCAGAGAACGUUGCACAAACUGAAGAGAAGCCAACUGAGAAGUCGCCAAUUCCAUUGAACCAAUAUGGAUUUCCACCAUCUCUGAUACCUCUCCAGAAAUUCCCAACUUAUCCCUACAGCUAUCCAUUCGUUUAUGAUUCAUAUGGAAACUUUCAAACUGUUCAACAAUUCCCUGUCUUGCCACCAAACUUUUAUCCCCAACAAGAACAUCAAUUACCACCAUUCGAACAGCCAAUGUUUCAAGUUGGUGCUAGGAAAUUAGAUGAAGAAGAACGUGAUGAAAAGCCUGCAAAUGAAAAUUCACUUCCUUCUGCCACCAUCAAUCAUGCAAUCAAAAAUCAUGGAAACAAAAAUUCAGAAAUUCCUGAUGUUGAAAUCCCACCAAUUCCUUUCUCCACUAGGAAAAAUUAAUUAAGCUUUUCAAUUCAAUUAGCUAAUGUUAAACUUUUUUAUUUAUUUUAUUUUCUAAAGUUUAUUUGCAAUUAAUAAAUUAUAUUCACAAUUGAAGACUACUUUA